GACACCUGGUAGCCAUUUGUUGUGUUUUGGUUGGGCUGUCAGUGUGGCAGGUAGACAUUGACAGGAGGUUUCCAGAACAAGUUGGCAUGUGUGAGGCAUUCCAAAAUUCCGUCCUUCAGAUGUGCGUUGAUAAAAACAAUAUGGCAAUAAAAAGUGCGCGCACCGUGCAAAAAGUUUGAAAAAUUUCCCAACGCACGCCAUUGAUACGCGAUAUAAUUAUCUCGAUUAUUUCUCCAUCAAUUAAUUAAAUAUCAUGACUAAUUCCCUGUUUAAUUCAACUAUAUAAAUUUCCAAAGUGAGAUUUUCUCGGUGCUGAUAACGGUCCGAGGAUAAUCAGACUUGAAUGAGUGGAUGAAUGUCCGACUGGCCGCGAUCAAUGGACUUUCUACUGUAAAGUUGGGCAAUAUCUCCAGUAUAACAUGCGCAGACCUGAUCUCGGGUUCAUUCGGAUCACCCGGUGGACGAUUCUCGUGCCUCUAAUCAUCUACGUGUGCUUUCUCUUCAUAAAAUACAACAACACGAUGAGACUGAAGAGUCCGGUGAGGGAAAAAAUUCAGGAUCUCGUGGCAGAGGUGGAUUCAGCGGUGAAAUCAAGGAGUGAGGAUUCGUCACGCAGAAAUGGUGACGCCAAUGCCCAGAUCAUCCGGGAGAUCGAGGAGAGGGAGAACAGGGAAAAUCCCCGGCUCCUCCUCGAGGAUGUUUUCAGAAGAGCCGACACCGAUGAGAAUCUUGAAUUGAGUAUUCAGGAGUUGUCCAAGUGGAUUCAUGCCAAGAUCAUUGACCACAUAAAUCGGGCAAUGCGGGAUAAUGUUGGAUUGUUCACUGCCAUCGACAGUCAGCCCAGAAAUGGUGAAGUCUCGUGGGAGGAAUAUCACGCCUACUUCCUUCGAUCCCACGGAUUUUCCGAAAAGUAUAUCGUAUCCCAUGACAAGAAACAUUCGCAACUACCUAGAUCUAUGAAAGAAAGUAUUAUGAGGGACAGAGCAAGGUGGAUUGAAGCAGCGAGAAAUGAUCCUGAAAAAUUAGCACUCGACGAAUUUCUCGCAUUCACUCACCCUGAGAGCAGUCAUCGUGCUCUACUGCAGAUGGUUGAGGAUUUGUUUGAGAAGUUUGAUCGGGAUGGUGACGAGCAACUGACGGAGAACGAAUUCGCUGAUUUACCGUCGGACGGAAUGGGAUUAGACUUUCAUGAGGAGCAAAAUCCCAAGCCUGUGGGUGGAAGUGAGGACAGGAGACAGGAAUUUCGGCAUCUCAUUGAUAAAAACAGAGAUGGAAAGGCUGACAGGACUGAGCUAUUGAUGUACAUCGAUCCGAGGAAUCCAAGACACGCCAUUCAAGAGGCGCAACAUUUAAUCGAGGUAUCGGAUAUAAAUCACGACAAGACCCUGAGUUUGUCUGAGGUGCUGAGUAAAAUGGAUCUGUUCCUCGACAGUAAAAUGAUUGACACUGAAAAGAGUUUUCACGAUGAAUUCCGAUGAGACGUCAUCAAAUAGAACAAGUAACACUGCAAUCUCAAUUUUUUUUUGUGGAUUUUCCGUGAAAUAGGAAAAUGUCUGUGAUAGUUUCUACUCGACUCAACUAGAUGAUUGAUUUGCCUUUGAAACGAAUGUAUUAAUGUUAAUCGAUGGUAAAAACUGUAUCUACAUCUGCCCAUUGAUGAAUGCUCCUACUCAACAGUAGACCAUCGAAAGGGAUUGAUUGACAACGCAAUAAAUGUUUACAUAC
This is a messenger RNA of Fopius arisanus, 1725 nucleotides long. RefSeq names its product mayday (gene myd). The coding region runs from base 420 to 1478 and encodes 352 amino acids. The record is from RefSeq and is a predicted model, not a curated record. NCBI's taxonomy places the organism in Eukaryota, Metazoa, Arthropoda, Insecta, Hymenoptera, Braconidae. The transcript is spliced from 5 exons. Gene Ontology annotation, cellular component: endoplasmic reticulum. Gene Ontology annotation, biological process: calcium-ion regulated exocytosis. Gene Ontology annotation, molecular function: calcium ion binding.